This is a messenger RNA of Pseudogymnoascus verrucosus, 515 nucleotides long. RefSeq lists its product as uncharacterized. Bases 110 to 496 code for a protein of 128 amino acids. The record is from RefSeq and is a predicted model, not a curated record. Lineage: Eukaryota; Fungi; Ascomycota; Leotiomycetes; Thelebolales; Thelebolaceae. The transcript has a single exon.
GCCAUGACAUGACAGACAAGCUCGCGGUGGAAACGCGCGCACAGUAUAUGUUUGACAGCUUAACCUCCGCAAAGCCAUCAUCGACGACAACGUCUUUAUAGAGCUCUUUAUGCAAGAUCAAGUCAUCCGCACUCUGUCUCCCGCACAAUUGGACCAUUAUCGGAAGCCGUUCCUUGAUCCCGCAAACCGCGAGUCUAUUUACGAGAUGGCCAAGAUAUUCCCCGUUGCUGGUAACCCUGCAGAGGUCUACCAAGCUGUGGAGAAUUAUAAUUCCUGGCUGCUUGAGAAUGAAAUUCCAAAGUUUUUCUUCUGGGCAGAUCCUGGCAAAAUCAUACCACUGGAGUUGUCUAAGUACUAUUCGGAGAAUCUGAAGAAUGUCAAGAGUGUACCAGUGGGCCACGAAAAGCACUACUUACAGGAGGACCACCCUCAUUUGAUCGGGUGCGAGAUCAAGGUAUGGCUAGAGACGGCUGGAAUUUCGGAUGAAAAGAAAUAGGGGAAAUGAAACGAGCCAG